Messenger RNA from Glycine soja, 2184 nucleotides. Its product is annotated as probable protein phosphatase 2C 46. NCBI's taxonomy places the organism in Eukaryota, Viridiplantae, Streptophyta, Magnoliopsida, Fabales, Fabaceae. Gene Ontology annotation, biological process: protein dephosphorylation. The record is from RefSeq and is a predicted model, not a curated record. The transcript has 5 exons. The coding region runs from base 625 to 1809 and encodes 394 amino acids. Gene Ontology annotation, molecular function: protein serine/threonine phosphatase activity; cation binding.
GGCAAUGACCAUAAAACAGAAAAGAAAAGAAAAAGAAAUUGAUGAGAGUGUAAUAAUAUUCACAAAAUUGAGCGAGAGAGUUAGUUGGUGUAGAUGACCCCUUUUUCUUCGGUGUGUCGAGAAAGACCAGCAGAGUAGAGAAGAUAAUAGAAAGAAAGAAAAAAAAAUAGAAUAGAAAAGAAAAGGAAAGCGUAUUCAGUUUUGAGGUCACUCACUCCCACCGAUGACUGAUCAUCAUUAACACCUUUUUCUUUCUUCAAUUAUCCCAAACCUCUUCUUCUUCUUCUUCUUUCCCUAUCACAAAAACGCGUCAACAAAACACAAAAACCCUAUUAUCACCACACACUUCCUUUCUUGGAUCUGUAGAUCUAACGCUGUUGCAUCACAUAACCGUUCCUCUGCAACCUAGUGCUGUUUUCACUGAAAUUCAACGCUUGAAUUUCUUGGAUUUUAGUGUUUGGACUUUGAUUUGAAAUUGAUUGGUAACAAUAGAAUAUGUGUGUUUAUUAUUAGUUAUUUAGUUAUAUAAUACUAAUAGGUGAGGGAGGGUUUGUGGGGGGAGGGGUUGGAGCAUCCAUUUGUGGAUGUGAAGGAAUAGGAGGUUGUUUUGGGGUGAAAUGAGGGAUGCUAUCAAGGUUGAUGGACUUUCUGACUGCCUGCUGGCGGCGAAGAGGAUCCUCCUCCGACGGCAAGGGUUCCGAGGUUUCCGGGCGGAAGGAAGGGCUGCUGUGGUACAAGGAUACCGGGCAGCACUUGUUUGGUGAAUACUCAAUGGCUGUUGUCCAGGCCAACAACUUGCUCGAGGAUCAGAGCCAGAUUGAGUCUGGUCCUCUCAGCUUGCUUGACACUGGCCCUUAUGGGACCUUUGUUGGUGUGUAUGAUGGACACGGUGGGCCUGAGACGUCGCGCUACGUCUGUGAUCAUCUCUUCCAACAUCUAAAACGAUUUGCAUCUGAGCAGAAGUCCAUGUCUAUGGAGGUUAUUCGGAAGGCAUACCAAGCCACAGAAGAAGGUUUUUUGUCAGUGGUUACCAAACAGUGGCCCAUGAAUCCCCAAAUUGCUGCUGUGGGAUCUUGUUGUUUGGUUGGUGUGAUUUGUGGUGGUAUCCUCUAUAUUGCUAACCUUGGUGAUUCCCGUGCUGUGCUUGGCCGGGUGGUCAGAGCAACUGGGGAGGUUUUGGCGAUCCAGCUUUCGUCAGAGCAUAAUGUGGCCAUAGAAUCUGUGAGACAAGAGAUGCAUUCUUUGCAUCCGGAUGACUCAAAAAUUGUGGUUCUAAAGCACAAUGUAUGGCGGGUGAAGGGUCUGAUACAGAUUUCUAGAUCCAUUGGCGAUGUAUACCUAAAAAAGGCUGAAUUUAACAAGGAACCGUUGUAUGCUAAGUUUCGUGUGCGGGAAGGUUUUAAGAGGCCCAUUUUGAGCUCUGACCCAUCAAUUUCUGUCCAUGAACUUCAACAGCAUGAUCAAUUUCUCAUAUUUGCUUCUGAUGGUCUUUGGGAACACCUUAGCAAUCAGGAUGCCGUUGAUAUAGUUCAAAACAACCCACACAAUGGAAUUGCUCGGAGGCUCAUCAAAGCUGCGUUGCAAGAAGCAGCAAAAAAGAGAGAGAUGAGGUACUCUGAUUUGAAGAAAAUUGACCGUGGUGUCCGCCGGCAUUUCCAUGAUGACAUCACAGUUGUAGUUGUAUUUCUUGACUCCAAUCUUGUCAGCAGAGCCAGCUCAGUAAGAGGUCCUCCUUUAUCGGUGAGAGGAGGUGGUGUUCCCCUACCUUCUAGAACUUUGGCUCCCUGUGCUGCACCUAUGGAAACUUAGUUCAGGUUGAUGAAGCUGGCUGUAUGAUCUGUUAUGCUUCUAUUUAGUGUUGUACCCUUAGCAGACAUUGAGCUCUGGUGAUCCACCAGAUUGUAUAUCCAAUUUAACAGAGAUUGAAAAAAUGUUCGUUCAAUUAGUACAAUGUAACAAGUGACUUGGGGUAUGUAGCUUGCGUGAGUAAAGCAUCAUGGAAGUAGAGUACCAAAGCCAAAGGUGACCUUUAAUAUUUCAUCAUUAAGAGGGAAUCAUGUUUGCAUUGCAUCUCAUAUUUUUCUCGUCCAGUGGAGUGAUUUCUGUAAGUUUUUCGUACACUCCUUUGAAUGCACAGUUAGUUUGUUGCACGCAAUAGGAAAACUAUAUAGAUAAGUAUCCAAA